AUGAGUGUGGAAGUGUCAGACCUGCCCAGUGGACCGCUGGACAUCUACAGGAAUAAAGCCUCAUUCAACUGGAAACACAUGCGCUGCUUUAUAGAAGGAGAUGACAUCAUGGCUUUUAAGCAUAAAGUAUUUCAAACUCUUGAGAAUGACCCUGUUUUUGCUCGUCGCCCUGGAGAAGAUAUACCUAUGGAUAAGAUGAGAGAACUUACUUUCCUCAGGGUGAAGCAACUUUUCUGCUAUGACUUAUUACCUGACGAUCAGUUUUAUGCCAACCCUUGGACGUAUGUUAUCCUGAAUGACUGCCUCGGCAUGUACGACUGGGCGGUAUCAGCCAAGUUCUUCCUCAACAAAGGGAUGUUUCGUAACACUGUUGAGCGAUCCGGAUCAGAAAGACAUCACAAAUACUUGGAGUCUGUGGAUGACAUGACGUUCUUCGGGUGCUUUGCUCUGACCGAACUAAGCCACGGCAGUAACACUAGAGCCAUGAGGACGACCGCCACGUAUGACGCCAUCACCCAGGAAUUCGUAAUCAACUCUCCGGACUUUGAGGCGGCUAAAUUCUGGGUGGGGAACCUCGGAAAGACCGCGACGCAUGCUGUGUUGUACGCUCAGCUCUUAACUCCGGAUCAAGUGUGCCACGGACUGCACUCCUUCAUCGUCCCGGUGAGGGAUCCCAAGACGCUGCUUGCUCUGCCUGGUGUGAUGGUGGGAGACAUGGGCAAAAAGCUGGGACAGAACGGAUUAGACAAUGGUUUUGCAUUGUUCCAUAAUGUGAGGAUCCCACGUGAAAACCUGCUGAAUUCCACAGGAGAGGUGACCCCUGAUGGCCGUUAUGUGACCCCAUUUAAGGACCCUAACAAGCGUUUCGGGGCGUCUCUGGGUGCUCUGUCCGGGGGCAGAGUGUCCAUCACCAGAAUGGCUCUUGUGAACUUGAAACUGGCUCUGACCAUCGCCAUCCGCUUCUCCGCCACCAGGAGGCAGUUCGGACCAAAGGACACAGAGGAGAUCCCAGUACUCGAGUACCAGCUGCAGCAAUGGCGCCUGAUCCCGUACCUGGCUGCGGCGUAUGCACUGGAGCACUUCAGCAAAAGCUUCUACAUGAACUUUGUGGAGUUCCAAGUGGGACUGAUGAUGCGGGACAAGAGUGACAGACAGUCGGAGCUCGGCAGAGAGAUCCAUGCCAUGGCGUGUGCCGCUAAACCCCUGGGCUCAUGGACAGCUCAGAAGGGCAUCCAGGAGUGUCGAGAGGCCUGCGGAGGACACGGAUACCUGGCUAUGAAUCGUCUGGGAGACCUGAGGAAUGACAAUGAUCCAAACUGCACUUAUGAAGGAGACAACAACGUCCUGCUGCAGCAGACCAGCAGUUAUCUGCUCAGCUGCCUCCAGCACAGAGAGCACAACAAUGGUAAUAUGGAGUCUCCUCUUCACACUGUGGAUUUCCUCAACGAUUUCCAUCAAAUCCUGGAGACAAAGUUCACGGCCUCGACAGAAGAAGAGUGUAUGGAUCCUGCAGUGUCGGUGGCGGCCUACAAAUGGUUGGUGUGUUUUCUGUUGGACGAGAGCCACAAGAGGCUGCAGCAGCAAAGGAGCAUGGGAAAGGACGAGUUUGAAGCCCGGAACAACAGUCAAGUGUACUACUGCCGCUCCCUGUCACUGGCGUACAUCGAGCUGACCUGUCUGCAGAGGUUCUACGAUCUGACCAGAGCAGAGGACACUCCGGCUGACCUCAGAGCAGUCCUGCACAAGCUGUGUGGCCUUUACGGACUGUGGAGCCUGAACAGCCACAUGGCCACGCUCUACCAAGGCGGUUACCUCAGCAGACGCCAGCCAGCACAGAUGAUCCAGAAGGCCAUCCUGUCCCUCUGCGCACAGCUCAAAGACGACUCUGUGUCGCUGGUGGAUGUGUUGGCUCCUCCGGACUUCAUCUUAAACUCUCCCAUCGGACUCUCAGACGGUCAGCUGUACAAAAACCUGUGGUCCACGGUGAUGCAGGGCCCCGAGGUUCUGCAGAGACCGUCCUGGUGGAAGGAGUUCUGCUCACACAAGCCUCAGGUGGGAUCUCUCCAGGCCAAACUCUAG
Molecule: messenger RNA, 2079 nt
Organism: Knipowitschia caucasica
Lineage: Eukaryota; Metazoa; Chordata; Actinopteri; Gobiiformes; Gobiidae
Source: the annotation of a GenBank genome assembly